Molecule: messenger RNA, 2008 nt
Organism: Neocloeon triangulifer
Lineage: Eukaryota; Metazoa; Arthropoda; Insecta; Ephemeroptera; Baetidae
Gene: eIF2Bepsilon
Product: translation initiation factor eIF-2B subunit epsilon
Exons: 12
Coding region: 171-1919 (582 amino acids)
Cellular component (GO): eukaryotic translation initiation factor 2B complex
Molecular function (GO): guanyl-nucleotide exchange factor activity; translation initiation factor binding; translation initiation factor activity
Source: RefSeq, a predicted model, not a curated record
AGCCACGCCCCCUUCACAAGCAAAACAUCAAGCAGCCGUGCCAGCAAGGCCCUUUGUUUUCAAAGAUUAUCAACAAUUUAGUAAAAUAUAAAAGUGCAUUCAGGAGAGCUGAGUAGCUUAAGGCUUAAUGUAAUUUGAGAAUUUCUGGAGACGUGAAUUAAAAUUUUGAAAUGUCUCCCAGAGACAAGGAUGACCUGAAAGAAAGAGAAAUGCUGCAGGCGGUGGUCAUCGAUGACCUCGUCAGUAGCGAGUACGGCUCUGCAGGACUGAAGAGUCUGCUUCCCUUUGCGAACAUCCAAGCGAUUGACUACACCCUCUCGUGCCUAAGUGAUGUCGGGGUCAAGCAGACCUUUGUGUACACAGCUCGAAGAAGUGAACAGCUGGAAGACCAUAUUGGGCGUUGUGGUUGGAACGAGCCAGGAUCGAUGGCCGUGAAGGUGGUUGCGUGCGAAGGAUCUCAGUCCUUCGGGGACCUCAUGCGAGAACUGGACACCAGCAACAGCAUUCAAGGCAAUUUCCUUUUGCUUUACGCCGACACCGUCUGCACUGCCGAUCUAAAACCCAUCAUCAAUAAGCACAAAGCCACCGCAUUGAAGGACAAAAACGCCGUCAUUACAAUGGUUUACACUCACACCAACCCCAGGCACGAGGGCCAUUCCCAAGAGCGCGAAUUGGCUCUCGGACUGGCAAACGGACGUGUGGUUUUUCACAAACGAGUCAAGACGGACAGCCAUGACCUCGAAGUGCCUACGGAGUUGCUGCUGAGCAACUCGAGUGUGGAGCUCAGAUUUGACCUGCUGGACCCCUGCGUGGCUGUCUGUUCUCUAACGGUGCCUCCGAUCUUUUCGGACAACUUUGAUUUUCAAACGAGAGACGACUUCGUCAAAGGGCUGCUACUCAACGAAGAUAUUUUAGGACACACCAUGUAUGCGCACGUCCUCGAGCAGGCGUAUGUUGCAAGGGCAGCUUCUUUGUCUUCUUACCACGCAAUGAACAUGGAUGUCCUCAGACGGUGGACUUUUCCGAUGGUGCCGGACGCGUCUUUCUUACUUACCGAUGCAGCUUUUAAUUACAACAUUGACCAGAAUGUCUGCUCACAACCAGGAGUUAGAAUAGGACGAAGUGAUGUUGAAGAUUGUGUAAUUGGAUCUGAUUCGAAAAUUGGCAACAACUGCCACUUGAAGAUGUGUGUUGUAGGCAAAAACUGUGUUAUAAAAGAUGAAGUCCAAUUAAACCACGCUGUUCUCUGGGACAACUGUGUUAUUGAGAAAGGCACCAAGGCAGACAAUAUUUUUGCUCCUGCGAACUCACAAUUAGAUAAGUCUAAAGUGCAGAAAUUUUCUACAUUGACCAGCAAAAAUGCAAAUCAGAAGGAGGCAAAUGAGCCAAGUGAUACGGAAAGCAGUGAGGAAGAGGCUGACGAUUUUGGCCAGAUGGACGAAUAUGAAUCUUUCUUCAACGAAGUGCAAGACAGUCUGAUGAGAGGAUUCAAGGAGAAAGUGAACACUGACGAUCUUGUGGUUGAGAUCAACUCGUCUCGGUUUGCGAACGACAUCCCUGCUUCCGAGGUCAGCCAAUGGGUGUCAAAGGUCAUUUUUGGGCUGCCUCAGCAGGUUUCUCAGCCGGCCAAAGUUGUGCUCUCUUAUUUUAAACCAAUCUUUGCAAAGUACGUCUCUAAUAGUGCCAAGGACCAACUCAACUGCCUCACAGCUCUGGAGGAGGUAACAACUGGCGCUAACAAUGCCGAGGAAGCAGCUCGAUUGCUCGGUCUGCUUUACAACUGGGAGAUACUCGAAGAGGAUCCAAUCAUCGAGUGGUUCGAGAAUAAUGCCGGGGAUCAGUUAAAACAACAGCAAAACAUGAGGACCUUCAUCACUUGGCUUAGGAGUGCGGAGGAGGAAUCCGAAGAGUCUGAUUAAGUCUUCACUAAAUUUUUGUCUGUUGCAAUGGCUAUGUCAAAGUGACAUUCUGCUUAAUAAACUCCUUUAUUUCAGAAGAAAAAUAAAUA